GACUGGGGUACUGCGAUUGCGCAUUGGAAACAACUUUUCCAGGACCCGAGAGGAAUGACUCUAUAUAGAUUACCGGGGCGUUAUAUGCAUACAUAUUUCAAGUGUAUAGUUAAACACCGUAAUCAUUUUCUACAACUUGUGGCUUGCAUUUGUCACUAGCAUUGGCCGGCUGGGAACUCGUACUCGCCUUUUAUUGUGCGUAUUCCAGCAUCGCGUAGAAAACAAGGGAACGCUAUUUCAAAAUAGACACGUUAUCGGAGUUUAAAAACACUUGUACCGGUACCUCUCUCGAUAAACAGCCUAUUAUGUAUCUUUAAGAAUUUGUGAAUCAAAAUAAGUACUUUGGAUCAUGAUGACGACCUUCGUUGCGAAAGAAGAAUCGACUGUUUUGGAUAUCGAGUGAUUGAAGUUUCAGCUAGACUGGGUUCUUUACCGGCGAGCAGAGGGUUUACACGGGGAGUCGUGCCCCGCUGGACCAGGGAGAUACGGAGUGGAGUGUGGUACAAAGCCAACGGGCAGCCGCUGCUAAGUAUGAGCUUAUCGGGCUGCCCGCAUGUAGCUGCCUUCAAGAAGAGCAAAGGAACGAAGCCCUUUAGAAUUAUUCAAGCUUUCUUUGUGUCUUGUAGCUCUGUCGAAAAUGUUAAGAGAAAAGCUCGGGCAGGUAGCUGUCACGUAUGUCAUCAGUAUAACCAACGUCUUCAUGCGUGCCUACAUUGUGUGUUCUUCGGCUGUUAUAUGAUGGGCCAUAUACAGGAUCAUGCUAGGUCCACCAAACACCACCUGGCUGUUGACAUGACUCAUGGAACGGUAUUCUGUGUGGCGUGUGGAGACUAUGUCUAUGACUCUGAAUUUGAGCAGAUAUCGCAGGAGGAGAGAUUGAAUUGCUCAAAGUUCCAUGGUUCUAGCGUCCAAGGUUUCUCUGCUUGGGAAGCUACAGGCUAUGAGAUAGAGCUCCUUAGGAGGAACCCCACAAGAAAGAAAGUAUCGGGAGGCUCUACAAUAGGUCUACGAGGUCUGAUCAACCUAGGAAACACGUGUUUCAUGAAUUGCAUCGUUCAGGCCUUGACACACACUCCACUUCUCAGGGACUUCUUCCUUUCAGACAAGCAUCAUUGCGACAAUGAACGCAGCAGAGAACAAUGUCUAGUGUGUGAAAUGACCAGGGUAUUUCAGGAGUUCUAUUCUGGAAUCCGAUCCGUGCACAUUCCUUAUCGGUUAUUACAUCUGGUUUGGACUCAUGCGAGGCAUCUAGCUGGAUACGAGCAGCAAGAUGCCCAUGAAUUCUUCAUUGCUGCACUAGACGUCUUACACAGACAUUGUAAAGGGCACAAUGGAGCAUCAGGCAAUAAUCCAAACCAUUGCAAUUGUAUCAUUGACCAAAUCUUUACUGGAGGGCUGCAGUCUGAUGUUACAUGCCAAGCAUGCAAGGGUAUAUCAACAACGGUAGAUCCAUUUUGGGAUAUAUCUUUAGACCUCGGACCAUCUAGUAGUACCGGUAGUGCGCCCCUGCCUGUACCUAUCAUUGUACCUACCCCUAUACAAGACUUCUCAGUAGACAGUAACUCUUCAGGUUCCAGUACUAGUAGUAGCAGUCUCCAUAAUGGUGAUUCAGGCCUUAUGUCACCCCCUGGGUUUGAUGAUGUACCACAUUCCCUAGAUGACUGCUUACGAAGAUUUACCCGUCCAGAGUAUUUGGGCAGCAGUGCAAAGAUUAAAUGCAGUGUUUGUCAGAGCUAUCAGGAAUCUACCAAACAACUCACUAUGAAGACUCUACCACUGGUUGCAUGCUUUCAUCUAAAGAGAUUUGAGCAUUCAACGAGAUUCAGGAAAAAGAUUUCAACGUUCAUCUCUUUCCCCCAUGAACUGGACAUGACGCCGUACAUGUCUACUCAUCGGAGAGCCAAUGGUCUGAGUCAUCACAGGCCAAACAGAACAACUACCUCAGAUAAUCAAUACUCCUUGUUUGCAGUGGUCAACCACCACGGGUCCCUCGAAGCAGGUCAUUAUACGUGCUAUGUCAGGCAGCACCAAGAUCAAUGGUUCAAGUGUGAUGAUGCCCUCAUCACGAAGGCAUCCGUUCAUGAUGUCCUGCAGAGCGAAGGGUACCUUCUCUUUUACCACAAACGGAUUUUGGAGUAUGAGUGACACAGGAUAGCAUACUAGCACCAGUUCUAUUUCGCAAGUAUUCUGCACUCAUCAGAACCUGUUCGGAUGCAAUCAAAGACUAUUUCAAUUUUAUUUGUGUGUGAAACCGAGGCAAGAGACCACUAAAGAGACUUAAAUAUGCUUUGUAGUCCAAAAAUUGUAUAAAAAAAAAAACAAUCUUGUAUUGUGGAAUUCCAAGUGGGACUGAAUAUGUGUUCACGCAUCUGUAGUACCUUUCUGUGUUUGUGAACCUGCGUCGUCAUGAAAAUUUUGUCUUCGUUGAGUGGAUAGCUGGGCACCAAAGCAGCACUUAUAGUUCACCGUCUGGAUUUCAUGUGUUCCUAAUGAUUUGAUUGCUUCUGAUGCCGAAAGAGAAGAAGUAGUUAUGAAGAGAAUAAUAGCAUGGAUAAAUUCAUUGAGAACUUAGGAGUAGGUGGAGCAAGCCUUGAGGGGAUGGAUAAUCUACAGAUCUCUAAAACAUUGUCGUGUUUUGGAAAAGAGCCAGAGGUAUAUUUUACUGCACCAAUAAAGGGGAUGAGCAUAGGAAGGAUGGUCUGCAGAGAUGAAUUCUUGGCCCCGUCUUACAAAGAGUUAUGAUUGAUCCAAUCAAUCGUAGCUCUAUGGAAAUCCAUCGGUGCCAUAAUUUUUUCUACUGGAAAUUUGCAAAAUGUCCCUUGUAAACAAAGGAAAACACACCAAAUUGUCAAGAAAUCAAUGACUUUAUGGAUAUACAUUCAUAUCUAGAAAUUGUUUGAACAAACGUGCAUUUCAUAUGUUGACUUUGCUGGCUUUCCAUAGUUGCGAUUGAUCGGAUCAAUCGUAACUCUUUGUAAGACGGGCCCCUGGUGUUCUCUCUCUUCAUUCUGGAGACUCUUCACUAAACCAGUCACACAGCCAACCAGGCAUUCAGUAUCACAUCUUCCAGGAGUAGUCUUGGACAGGAAUUGGUAAACUUGCUGAACCUAUGUUUUAAGCUUUUCUUUAAAAAAAAAAUCUACUAGGUAAUCUAUUCAAGACAGGGUGACAUCUGUUGACAUCAAGCUACUCUAAAUCUCAUCAAAAGAAGUUUGAUAUUUCUGACCAGACACUUGCACUGUACUUGGUCUAAACGCAGACCCUACUUGGCUCUCUGAUAAAUUUCAUUAUUAUUGUUUGGAGUCAAGCGCUGAUUCUUACUCUCUAUGUUUGGAGCGGCAACAUUACGCAACCCCCGUUUGCUUCUUUCGGUCUAGCAUUCCGACUGCUGUAACAUGUUUCAACAAAUCAGGGACUGUGCUGCAAACUACUGGAAACCCGUCUGAGAUUAGUUUGUAUGAGAUAUUAGGCAGGUUUGGCAUAUGUACAUCUGGCUUGAAACCUGUCCAAGACCUUAUCUGAGAGUGUUCUCAGGCAAGUUUGAAAAUGAAAUGAAAUGAUAUAAAAUUGGAGUCAUACUUUGCUGCCCAGUAAGCCAGUUCAUAAGCUAACAUAUAGGUUGAACCCCUUCUAGUAACUCUAUAUUAAAAGGUAAUCAAACAUGGUCUAAGAUUUAUCAAGCAACUUAGGUAGCAACAUGGAGGACUUAUUCUUUCAAAUGAGAGUGCUCCUUAAUCUGAAAAUUAAUCAUGUCCAUGAUAGUAUAUGUUCCUUAAACCUGAUGGUAUGGUGAGGGUCAAAUUUUUGCCAAGUUCCUGACGUCGUUUCGAAUCAGUCAUAACAACGUAAGUCAUUUCUUUUUGCCAAUUUGACAUGGAUGACAUUCAAUUGUUGAUUGCAAAUGAUGAUUCUGUAGAUGCUCAUGUGGGAAAUUGGCAUUUGAUCUACUCUCACUUUGUCUUUUAUUCUAUUUGAUCUCAUCCCAUACAGUCUGAACUAACCAUUUGGUCUAUUAGCCUAUUUACUAUUUUGCCUAAUUUCCUUGUUCUUAGGUGCUAAAUUCAUUUCUCCUAGUAUCCAUCUGGUGGGUGUUUCAUAAAGGACUUGCGACGGGUGUAACUUUGCCAUAAUGGCAACUACCACGGUAACACGGCUCAGCAGCCAAUCAUAAUCAAGGUUACCAUGGUAGCUGCCAUAAUGGCAAAGUUACAACAGUUGCAAGUCCUUUAUGAAACGGGCCCCUGCUGGGUGUUUUAUAAAGCUGUUUGUAAGUACCAAACAUCUUUAAGAACGACUGGUGAUCUUUGUGGUAAAUGAUAUCCAAAGAAUUUUCAUUGAUUUAGCGUGUAAGAAAGGAUCACCAGUUGUUUUUAAAUCCAAUACCACAUGAUCCACAUCAUGAGAUGAACUGUUAUUGAAUCAAAUGUUCAUUCGACAAAGUGUGAGAUAAAGAGUAGAUGAAGUAGAAAUUUACUAUCAGAGCAUUAGACUUGAGGAGAAUGAGACUAAAUGGGUGGUAUUCUCAUAGCCAUGGUUUAGUUAAACCUGGGUUAAGUUAGACCACACUUUUAUGGGGUGCCAGGACUACUGUCCAACUUAUUAACACAUUAAGAAUUAUUCUUACACUGCUGCAAACAGUUAUUUAAAAAAAACUUAGUCGAGUCGUGUAAUGGGAAGAAUAUAAAAAGAUAAUGAAUUAUAAUGGAUUAGUCGAUAAAUUAUAUACAGAAGGAAUAUUGUGAUGUCGGCAUCCCAUAGAAUUGUGGUUUGAAAUUCUAGUUUAGACUAGGGUUAAAGCUAGAUUUAAUUAUCAGAAUAUCACCCAAUGAGUAUGAGACAAAGUGGAGUGUAGACCAGAUGGCAAUUAGAUCAAAUUGAAAGUAGACCAAAUGGAUUUAGCCAAUAGGCCAACUGAAUAUAAGUGAAUAUAAACUGUUUAUGUCGCCUUCUGUAAGGCUGUCACUAUGUCUAGCUUAGCAAUAUGAUUU
Lytechinus pictus (painted urchin) is the source of this 4988-nucleotide messenger RNA. Its product is annotated as ubiquitin carboxyl-terminal hydrolase 22-like. The transcript has 13 exons. NCBI's taxonomy places the organism in Eukaryota, Metazoa, Echinodermata, Echinoidea, Temnopleuroida, Toxopneustidae. The record is from RefSeq and is a predicted model, not a curated record. Gene Ontology annotation, biological process: protein deubiquitination. Gene Ontology annotation, molecular function: cysteine-type deubiquitinase activity; zinc ion binding. Bases 532 to 2145 code for a protein of 537 amino acids.